AUGUUUCUGCUCGGCAGCGGUAGUGUGAGGUGCGAUCAAGCUGCGUGGUCAAUGGCGUGCGCUAGGGCUGUGGAGGGCACCGCCCAGGAACCGCAGGGUGAAGAUGGCGGCUGUGGUCUGUGUGAGCGACCCAGGGAUCAUGGAUCUCUGGGCGGGCAAGCUAAGGAGAGGGAACAGCAGCACGAACCUAAUGAGCGUGUGCUGUCGCUGUUGAAUCUUGUGUUGAGUGACAGCGCGCUAGCUAGUCAACUGGCAGCGGACGAGGAUAGCCGCAGCGUUGACCUCACAGUUCGCACAUGCCCCAGCACGCAGCGUACUGCUUCUGGUUCCGGUGGAACCGCGACGUCGAUGACAGGGCUCCUAGCCAGAGCUGUCUGGAUCGCUGGAGCUGAAUCGACCCUUGACCUGCAGCAGCAACAUCUGAGGAUCCUGCCCAAUUCUAACCAUGUCAUAAAGAUAUUCGGGGUACUUAUGUGGAUGACCUGUUCGUCACCGGUCAAACGAUCAAAGACGGCAAUUUGCGCUGGUGGCGCUGCAACCAACGAGCUGAACCUUGAACCUCCUGGAACCUGUAGCGGAGCGCGUGCAGGGCGCAGAAUGCUGGGCAUCUUCCAAGAAGCUAUCGUCAGCAUCGAGCGCGACUGGACACAGGUCAUUAAGGCAGCAAGGCAACAAGCGGCCAUAAUCGUCCGGGAUACCAGCCCCGAACGUGCCUCUUUCAUCAUGAUGGAGACCAAAUUACGUGUGACCGCCAACCUUACAGAGAUGUCUCCAUUUCCAUCUCACCGCAAGGCGAGCAGGCACAACUCACCAGAGCCAAGAUAUUAUUUACCUACUCCGAAGAAACGGCGGCAGCAUUUCAUCUUUAUCCAGACGGCAUGA
This is a messenger RNA of Didymella exigua CBS 183.55, 882 nucleotides long. RefSeq lists its product as uncharacterized. NCBI's taxonomy places the organism in Eukaryota, Fungi, Ascomycota, Dothideomycetes, Pleosporales, Didymellaceae. The coding region runs from base 1 to 882 and encodes 293 amino acids. The transcript has 7 exons. The record is from RefSeq and is a predicted model, not a curated record.